GCGGUGGUUACGGCGGCGGUUACGGCGGUUACGGCGGUGGUGGUGGUAGCUACGGUGGAGGUGGAGGAGGAGGUUGGGGAGGAGGAGGAGGCUACGAAGACAAGAUGUCUGGGUUGGGCGGAGGUCUCCGCACCAUCAAUUGGGAUUUAGAGAAGCUGCCAAAGUUCGAGAAAAAUUUCUAUGUGGAAGACAAACGUGUCAGUGCCCGGAGCGACAGAGAAAUCGAAGAGUAUCGUCGCAACAAGGAAAUCAAGAUUCAAGGUCGUGGCGUGCCGCGUCCUGUUACUACCUUUGACGAGGCGGGCUUCCCUGAAUACAUCAUGUCCACCAUCCGCGCACAAGGAUUUAGCGCACCAACCGCCAUUCAAUGUCAGGCAUGGCCCAUGGCACUAAGUGGUAGGGAUGUUGUCGCAAUAGCGCAGACGGGUAGUGGCAAGACCAUUGCAUUUGCACUGCCCGCGAUGUUGCAUAUCAACGCGCAGCCGUUGCUGGCACCUGGUGACGGACCAAUCGCUCUAAUCCUUGCUCCUACGCGUGAGCUUGCUGUACAAAUACAGCAGGAGUGCACGAAGUUUGGGUCUAAUUCUCGUAUUCGCAAUACCGCUAUCUACGGUGGAGCGCCCAAAGGUCCUCAGAUUCGUGACUUGCAGCGUGGUGUCGAGGUUGUCAUCGCCACACCGGGGCGUUUGAUCGAUAUGCUUGAAACUGGAAAGACAAAUCUCCGCCGUGUGACUUACCUUGUCAUGGACGAGGCGGAUCGCAUGCUAGACAUGGGUUUCGAGCCACAGAUUAGGAAGAUUGUUGGGCAGAUCCGGCCUGACAGGCAAACACUCAUGUUCAGCGCCACAUGGCCGAAGGACGUGCAGAAACUGGCCAACGACUUUUUAAGAGAUUUCAUCCAGGUCAACAUUGGCUCCAUGGAGCUAACAGCGAAUCACAACAUCAAACAAAUCGUGGAAGUCUGCAGCGAGUUUGAGAAGCGCUCCAAAUUGAUUAAGCAUUUGGACCAAAUCAGCGCAGAGAACGCCAAAGUCCUGAUUUUUGUGGGCACGAAACGAGUGGCGGACGAUAUCACCAAGUACCUCCGUCAAGACGGGUGGCCUGCUUUGGCCAUACACGGUGACAAGGAACAACGUGAACGGGACUGGGUAUUGGGCGAGUUCAAGGCCGGCCGUUCGCCUAUUUUGAUUGCCACCGAUGUUGCGUCGCGUGGUCUUGACGUGAAGGACGUAGGCUAUGUCAUCAAUUAUGACUUCCCCAAUAACUGCGAGGACUACAUCCAUCGUAUCGGCCGUACUGGCCGCGCUGGGAUGAAGGGUACCUCCUACACGUACUUCACCACCGAUAAUGCCAAGUCUGCCCGGGAACUUCUGAGUAUUCUCCGGGAAGCGAAAGCAGAGAUACCCCCUCAGCUAGAAGAGAUGAGUAUGUUCUCCGGUGGUGGCGGCGGUCGCAGUCGCUACGGAGGUGGAGGCGGUCGCGGUAGGGGCGGUGGUGGUGGAGGCGGUGGUAGAUUUGACCGCGGUGGAGGUGGGGGCGGUUAUGGUGGAGGCGGUUAUGGAGGUAGAGGCGGAGGCGGAGGCGGCCGCUGGUGAGGAUAGCAUUGCUUGGUCUACAUUCUGCAUAAAUUAUUGUACUGCUAUGUCUUGGAGGUGGGGAGGUACCGACGCCAUGGCGUAAAAUCCCCUGAGUUGUAAUAGAUUGAGGAGCUGCUGUACUCUUGUCUUCCGCGGGUAACGUGUUGCACCCCAGCCAAUGGGGUGUAUUGUUAUA
Messenger RNA from Gloeophyllum trabeum ATCC 11539, 1773 nucleotides. Its product is annotated as DEAD-domain-containing protein. NCBI's taxonomy places the organism in Eukaryota, Fungi, Basidiomycota, Agaricomycetes, Gloeophyllales, Gloeophyllaceae. The record is from RefSeq and is a predicted model, not a curated record. The transcript has 10 exons. Bases 105 to 1595 code for a protein of 496 amino acids. Gene Ontology annotation, cellular component: nucleus; ribonucleoprotein complex; cytoplasm. Gene Ontology annotation, biological process: rRNA processing. Gene Ontology annotation, molecular function: RNA helicase activity; RNA binding; ATP binding.